This is a messenger RNA of Aspergillus wentii DTO 134E9, 4250 nucleotides long. Its product is annotated as carbamoyl-phosphate synthase (glutamine-hydrolyzing) CPA2. Bases 396 to 3920 code for a protein of 1174 amino acids. Lineage: Eukaryota; Fungi; Ascomycota; Eurotiomycetes; Eurotiales; Aspergillaceae. The record is from RefSeq and is a predicted model, not a curated record. Gene Ontology annotation, biological process: UTP biosynthetic process; L-citrulline biosynthetic process; 'de novo' pyrimidine nucleobase biosynthetic process. Gene Ontology annotation, cellular component: cytosol; cytoplasm. Gene Ontology annotation, molecular function: metal ion binding; dihydroorotase activity; ATP binding. The transcript is spliced from 3 exons.
GGCCCUUGGGGACAGGUUUUUGUGUCGUUUGGGGUUUCCCGGCCACUGUACUAGCAUCUCCAUUUUGUGGUCCAGGUGCAUUGACUCAUCGCCGGUACCAAGUCUUUUUUUUUCUUCUCGACUUCCCCGUCUUCCUGCUUCCUUUGUUGAACGUCAGGUCAUUCAUUUAUCCUUCCUCUAGUCCUCCCCUGGAUCCUGGGCGUGCGGCACUCAGCGGGAAGUAGGGACAGAAAAAAAAGCCAUCAAGGUUUUUAAAACAGACCAAAAACUACCGGGCUGGAAGUCAUCACUACCUCACCUGGGUACACCUCCAAAAAGAGUCAUAGACUCGGUCAAUUGACUCAAUAAACUUAAUUCUUCCUCUCCUCUACUCUUUUCCCUCCGCGCAGUACACAAUGGUUCUCGCAGCUCGUUGUGGACAGGCGGCGUCCUCCCUCCUCCGCCAGCGCGGUUUGGCACAAACCCGCCCUGCCACAGUUGCGCUCCGCUCGUUCUCCUCACAGACUACGGCCCGUUCGACGGCAUCGGCUUUGCGAUUGCAACAGAAGCUUCCUUCGACAUGGCGAUCGCAGCAGCUGCGUUCGUUCUCCAGUGCCAUCAGCCGAUUGGCCUCGGAGACCUCGAACACUCCCUCCGCUGAGUCGUAUCUCGGCAGUGGUGUCGUGAAGCCUAGCGAGUUGGUCGAUGUGAAGAAGGUUCUUGUCAUCGGUUCUGGUGGUUUGAGCAUUGGACAGGCUGGAGAGUUUGACUAUUCCGGUUCCCAAGCUCUUAAGGCUCUCAAGGAAGCUGGUGUGCAGUCCGUCUUGAUCAACCCCAACAUUGCGACCAUCCAGACAGACCACAAGCUUGCCGACGAAGUGUACUACCUCCCAGUCACACCCGAGUAUGUGACUCACGUCAUCGAGAGAGAACGCCCUGACGGUAUCUUGCUCACCUUCGGUGGUCAGACUGGUCUGAACCUGGGUGUGCAGAUGAACCGCAUGGGUCUCUUUGACCGAUACGGCGUCAAGGUUCUGGGAACCAGCAUCAAGACCCUCGAGACCAGUGAGGACCGUGAUCUCUUCGCCAAGGCUCUGAACGAGAUUGACAUCCCUAUCGCCGAAUCCAUUGCCGUCGGUACUGUUGACGAGGCAUUGAAGGCCGCUGAGUCCGUUGGUUACCCCAUUAUCGUCCGUUCCGCUUACGCCCUGGGUGGUCUGGGAUCUGGAUUUGCCAACAACCCCGAUGAGCUGCGUGACCUUUCGUCCCGUUCUUUGACCCUGUCUCCCCAGAUUCUGGUCGAGAAGUCUCUCAAGGGCUGGAAGGAAGUUGAAUACGAAGUUGUCCGUGACGCUGCUAACAACUGUAUCACUGUCUGCAACAUGGAGAACUUCGAUCCUCUCGGUAUCCACACUGGUGACAGUAUUGUUGUUGCCCCCAGUCAGACUCUGUCUGAUGAGGAGUACCACAUGCUCCGUACUGCUGCCAUCAAGAUUGUCCGUCACUUGGGCGUUGUGGGUGAAUGUAACGUCCAGUACGCUUUGCAGCCUGAUGGACUUGACUACCGUGUCAUUGAGGUCAACGCUCGUCUCUCUCGUUCCUCUGCUCUGGCCUCGAAGGCUACUGGAUACCCCUUGGCCUACACUGCCGCUAAGAUUGGUCUCGGCCACACCCUGCCUGAGCUCCCCAACGCCGUUACCAAGACCACCACUGCCAACUUCGAGCCCAGUUUGGACUACAUUGUUACCAAGAUUCCCCGAUGGGAUUUGAGCAAGUUCCAGCACGUUAACCGUGACAUCGGAAGUGCCAUGAAGUCGGUUGGUGAGGUCAUGGCCAUUGGCCGUACCUUCGAGGAGUCUUUCCAGAAGGCUAUCCGCCAGGUUGACCCCAAGUACAUUGGUUUCCAGGGUGACAAGUUCGAGAACCUCGACGAGGUUCUCAAGAACCCCACUGACAGACGUUGGUUGGCUGUCGGUCAGGCCAUGCUCCACGAGAACUACUCCGUGGACAAGGUCCAUGACUUGACCAAGAUUGACAAGUGGUUCCUCUACAAGCUCCAGAACAUCGUUGACUGCCAGAAUGAGAUGAAGGAGAUUGGCAGCCUCUUCGGUAUCCAGGAGGAGAUGAUGCUUAGAGCCAAGAAGCUCGGAUUCUCUGACAAGCAGAUCGCUCUGCUUACUGGUUCGACCGAGGACGAUGUCCGCGCUCGCAGAAAGAGCUUCGGUAUCAGACCUUGGGUUAAGAAGAUUGACACCCUGGCUGCCGAGUUCCCUGCCGACACCAACUACCUCUACACCACCUACAACGCUACCUCCCACGAUGUCACCUUUGAUGACCACGGAACCCUUAUCUUGGGAAGCGGUGUUUACCGUAUUGGAAGCUCCGUCGAGUUCGACUGGUGUGCCGUCAACGCUACCCUCUCUUUGAGAAACAUGGGCAAGAAGACUGUCAUGAUCAACUACAACCCUGAGACCUACUCUACUGACUUCGACACUGCUGACAAGCUCUACUUCGAAGAACUGAGCUACGAGCGUGUCAUGGACAUUUACGAGCUCGAGAGCGCCAGCGGUGUUGUUGUUUCUGUCGGUGGCCAGCUUCCCCAGAACAUUGCUCUCCGCCUUCAGGAGACUGGUGGUGCCCAGAUCUUGGGUACUGACCCCCAGGACAUCGACAAGGCUGAGGACAGACACAAGUUCUCUCAGAUUCUGGACAGCAUUGGUGUUGACCAGCCCGCCUGGAAGGAACUCACCUCGGUUCCCGAGGCUGAGCGCUUCGCUGAGGCUGUCGGAUACCCUGUCUUGGUCCGUCCCAGUUACGUCCUGUCUGGUGCUGCCAUGAACGUCAUCUACAGCGCCGACGAGCUCAAGGAGAAGCUCCUGAACGCCAGUGCUGUCUCCCCUGACCACCCUGUCGUCAUCACCAAGUUCAUCGAGGGUGCUGAGGAGAUUGACGUUGACGCCGUUGCCUCCAACGGCAAGCUUCUCGUGCACGCCGUCAGUGAGCACGUUGAGCCCGCUGGUGUCCACUCUGGUGACGCCACCCUGGUUCUCCCUCCUGCCAACCUCGAGCAGUCCAUCAUGGACCGUGUUAAGGAGAUUGCCGAGAAGGUCGCCAAGGCUUGGAACAUCACUGGUCCCUUCAACAUGCAGAUCAUCAAGGCCGACAUCGAGGGUGCCGAGUCCCAGCUGAAGGUCAUUGAGUGCAACCUCCGUGCCUCUCGUUCCUUCCCCUUCGUUAGCAAGGUUUUGGGAACCAACUUCAUUGACGUUGCUACCAAGGCUCUUGUUGGACGUGACGUUCCUGAGCCCGUUGACCUCAUGAGCGAAAAGCGUGACUACCUUGCUACCAAGGUUCCUCAGUUCAGUUGGACCCGUCUUGCUGGUGCCGACCCCUUCCUUGGUGUCGAGAUGUCCAGUACUGGUGAGAUUGCUUGCUUCGGUAAGGAUCUGGUUGAGGCCUACUGGUCUUCCCUCCAGUCCACCAUGAACUUCCGCGUGCCCGAGCCUGGUGAAGGUCUGCUGUUCGGUGGUGACAUCAACGACCCUACCCUGUCCAAGAUUGUCGACUACCUUUCUCCUCUUGGCUACAAGCUCUUCGCUGCUAGCCCCGAGGUCAAGGCUCACCUCGAGUCCGCUGCCAAGGGCAACGUUUCUGUCGAGGUGAUUGAAUUCCCCAAGACCGACAAGAGAAAGCUCCGUGAGGUGUUUGAGAAGUACGACAUCCGCGGUUGCUUCAACCUUGCCAAGAGCAGGGGCAAGACUCUGCUCGACGAGGACUACGUUAUGAGACGCAACGCUGUCGACUUUGGUGUGCCUUUGUUCAUGGAGCCUAAGACCGCUCAACUCUUCGCUCAGUCCAUGAGCGAGAAGCUGCCCCGUGGUGACGGCAUUCCCUCUGAGGUUCGCAGCUGGUCUAACUUCGUCGGCGGCAAGCUGCUGUAAACCCGACAUCCAAACAAACACACAAAAAGCAAACCUUCCGUAUAAAUCUAAUUUCCCGAUCUUAGCUUUUCAUUUUUUUUUUUUUUUUACCCCAGGCAAACAAAAGCUGCCUUGUUUGGCGUAGCGGAUAAGGCUUCGUGUUGAUAGACUAUUUGUUUUUGGUCCCGGCAUUCGAGCUUCCCUGCUUCGGCCGGAAAAGGCGAAGCAAUAUCAAAAAUAGGGUCACGCACCCAGGAGAUCUAUCUGUCUUCAUUUAUUUAUUGUUUUGGUUUUGGCUCCUCUAGUAGGCUGGUUGGCUAUGUGCUUGAGCGAGAAGAAUAUUGAAGCCGG